Racocetra persica is the source of this 497-nucleotide messenger RNA. Lineage: Eukaryota; Fungi; Glomeromycota; Glomeromycetes; Diversisporales; Gigasporaceae. The record is from the annotation of a GenBank genome assembly.
GUGGUGGAAAAUAUUCAACUCGUAUACGAAGUUAUCUUACGUUUGAUUUAUUGACUAGAGGAAAAAGUUAUGUAAGUUGCCCAUAUAAUGAAAAGUAUAAGACGCUUACUCCUAUUAUGCAUGGAGCUCUUGGUCAGCGCACUGUAAAAGAAAACUCUGAUUUACUGGAUGAUGAAUUUCGUAAACUUAUGCAAAACCUUUAUAAAGCUUCUUCAACCAAUGCAAAAGAUGGGUUUUAUCCUAAAUCCUGUUUUCAACUCGCAAGUUUAAACAUUUUAACCCUCUUAUGUUUAAACAAGCGCACAGAAAGUGUCGAUGAUCCAUUUUAUAUGGAAUUUGAAACUUUAAUAGGAGAACAUUUAAAACUCGCUAAAAUAACAAAUAGAUUAUCUGAAUUUGUUCCUAUAAUAAAAUUUAUUCCAAACCAUAGUUUACGUAAUAAAAUAAUAGAAAGUAGAACAAAGAUGGAAGCAUUUCUCGGAAAAUUGAUCAAAGAA